AUGUCGCAUCCAAAAGAAAUUGACAAGUCGAUCGCAACCGAUACUAUUAUAGCUGAAAUCAAUUCAUCUCCUAACGACGAACAAAUCGAUUCAAUUUCUUUCACUUCUGAAGAACUUCAAACUACGAUUCGUAUUGAAGGUGAAAGUUCAAAUUCAACAAAUGAAUCAUAUUGCAGUAACAUAAUUGAAGAAUCUGAAUAUAAACCAGAUGUCCCUAUAGAAUUUGUACCAGUUGUAAACAGUGUUUUCAAAUCACUAAAUUUGGCAGUAAAAAUGUAUACUGAUUAUGCAGAAAUGGCAGGUUUUCAUACAAGACUGAGUAGCCAAUCAAAAUACAAUAGCCAAAUAAUAAAAGAAAAAUAUGUUAUAUGCAAUAGGGGUGGCAAGGAUAAACCAAAACCUUGUGAUACGUUGGCUACAAGUUUUGUCAAGAGAAAACCAAAUUCAAACAAGAUAAUUAUUGGGUGUACAACAAAGAUUAUAUUUGAAAAUGUUUAUGGAACAAGAGAUUACAAAGUUAAGAAAUUCUUUGAAAUGCACAACCACCCACUGGAAAGUAUUGAGGAAAGACCUUAUACGAAAAAGGCAAGAAAGAUGUCAUAUUCUGAAAAAGAGUUUGAAGUACGUGCAUCAAAAGCUAAAAUUGGUCCGACAAUGGCUCACAAAAUACGAGCAGUUUUGAAAGGAGGAUAUGAAUAUGUAGGGGUGAAGAUGAAAGAGAAAAGGCUUGUUAUGCAGAGUUUGGAGAAGUUAUAUCUUUUGAUGCAACUUUUAGAACAAACAAGUAUAAAAUGGUAUUUGUUCCAUUCAGCAGUUGACCACCACAAGAAAUCAGUUAGUGUUGGUGCUGGGUUGCUGAGUAGAAAGACAAUUGAGUCGUAUGAAUGGCUGCUUAAAGCUUUUCUUAGAGCUAAUGAAGGGAAAGCACCAAAACUUGUUCUAACUGAUCAAGAUGCAACAAUAAAACAAGCAGUGGAAUCUGUCUUACCAAAUUCAAGACACAGACUAUGCAUGUGGCACAUAAUGAAAAAACUGCAAGCAAAUAUUACUGGCGAUUUGUUUAAAAACAAAGACUUCAAGAAAAGAUUUAACAAGCUUGUUUGGAAAAUGCAUAUCAAACCUGAUGAAUUUGAAAAGAAGUGGGAUUUGAUAAUUAAUGAAUUCAAUCUGGAAGAUAAAAGAUGGUUCAAUGAUAUGUUUGAAUUACGUGACAAAUGGAUACUUGCAUACUUCAGUGACACAAGAAUAUCUGGAUUGAUGAAAACCACUUCAAGAUUAGAAAGCAUGAAAUCCUUCUUCAACACUUACCCUCGAUCUGGAAAUUUACUUUUACAUUUCAUGAUGAACUAUGACACAGCAAUUCAAAAACAGAGAAAUACACAACAAGAGCUUGAUCAUCAAAAAAAGAAAGCGGUAGAAAUAAAACUUCCAAAAAAUAAUGUAAAAUGUACAUGUGAACACUUCAACCGCUUCGGGACUUUGUGCAGACAUGCAUUCAACAUACUCAUGAAACAUGUAAUUAAGGACAUACCUGAACAGUACAUUGAGAAUCGAGAUAGUGAAAUUAACAUAUCUGUCAAUCAAGCAUACUACAACUUUGAAGCAUGUUUGGAAUACGUAAGAAAAAAUAAAGAAAAAAUGGAUUUGUUUGUUAAGAAAACAGAAAGCAUGCUGAAGGAAUGUGAAAACGAUCCUACAAAUGAAUUGCAGAAAAAUAGGACAGAUGUUGAAGAGGUAGGAAAGCUUAUGGGCAUAACUAUUCCAAAAGAAAUUGACAUCAAUGUUCCAAAUGUUCAAAGCAAUAAAGGAUGCGGAAAGAAAAGCAGAAUUCAAAGUGCAACAGAAAUAGCGUAUAAAAAUUCAAACAAGCAAACAAGAAGAUGCUCAGGAUGUGGAGAAAGGGCUCCUCAUAACUUGCGGACAUGCCCAAUCAAACUUGCAGCAAAACAAUCAUCAAAAGCUACUUAG
Messenger RNA from Lactuca sativa (garden lettuce), 1968 nucleotides. Its product is annotated as protein FAR1-RELATED SEQUENCE 11-like. Gene Ontology annotation, molecular function: zinc ion binding. Lineage: Eukaryota; Viridiplantae; Streptophyta; Magnoliopsida; Asterales; Asteraceae. The record is from RefSeq and is a predicted model, not a curated record.